GCCCCUGCUGACAUGUGAAAGGAUCAGGCCUGAGCCGGGUGAUGCUGAAGAUGAUGACCUUCUUCCAAGGCCUUCCUGGCCAGCAGACUGUUCCAGGAAACCUAGACUUCCCCGGAAGCUCCCCAAAGUUGCGCUCCACAUCCGAGGCCGAGGCUGAGGCCUCCAUGUCAGAGGUCUCUGAGGACCUGGUGUCACCACCCCUGGUGGCCGCGGUGGUGGCCGCAGACGGAGAGGAGGAGGAAGCUGCAAAGAAGGAGAAGAAGAAGCCGAAAGGACUGGCCAGCAUGUUCAGUGUGCUCACCAAGGGGAAGAAGAAGAAGGGUCAACGGAAAUCAGCAGAGCCGGAGGGCGAACCCAAGUCUGGCCCGGGGCUGGACGGGCCACUGCCCACAGUGGAGGAGCUCAAGGCGGCGCUGGAGCACGGGCGGCUGGAGGCGGCGCGGCAUUUGCUGGCGCUGGAGCGCGAGCUGGCGGCGGCGGCGGCGGCGGGCGGCGCGGGCGCCGAGGAGCUGGUGCGGCGCCAGAGCAAGGUGGAGGCGCUGUACGCGCUGCUGCGCGCCCAGGUGCUCGGCGUCCUGCGGCGGCCGCUGGACGCGGCGCCCGAGCGGCUGCGCCUGGCGCUGGCCGUGGUGUCCGAGCAGGAGCGCGAGGACCGCCGGGCGGCCGAGGCCCCCGCGGGGCCCGGGGAGGCGGCGCUGGCCACCACGCGCCCGCGGCGCUGGCUGCAGCUGUGGCGGGACGGCGUGGCCGAGGCGGCGGCGGAGCGCCUGAGCGCGCGUCCGGCCGCGGUGCCCGACGGCCGCUCGGAGGCCGAGCUCGUGUUCCUGCACAUGGGCCGCACCAUGAAGGAGGACCUGGAGGCCGUGGUGGAGCGCCUGAAGCCGCUCUUCCCCGCCGACUUCCGCGUCGUGGCCACCUACGCCGAGAGCUACCACGAGCACUUCGCCGCCCACCUGGGCGCCUUGGCAGAGUUCCAGCUCUGCGAGCGCGACACCUACCUGCUGCUGCUCUGGGUGCAGAACCUCUAUCCCAAUGACAUCUUAAACAGCCCCAAGCUGGCACCAGAGCUGCAGAGUAUCAGCCUCGGGAGCCUCCUGCCCCCCAAGCAGAUUCGGUUGCUAGAGGCCACUUUCCUGUCCAAUGAGGUGACCAAUGUGAAGUCACUAAUGGCCCGAGCCUUGGAGCUGGAGUCACAGCGCUGGGCCCAGGAUGUGGCCCCCCAGAGGCUGGAUGGCUACUGCCACAGUGAGCUGGCCAUCGACAUCAUCCAGAUCCUGUCCCAGGGCCAGGCUAAGGCUGAGAACAUCACUGCCGACGUGGGGAUGCAGAUAAAGCAGGUGCUGCUGGUGGAGCUGGCGGCCUUGCUGAGGAACUACCAGCAUGCCUUUGAUGAAUUUCUGGAGAGAGGCAAACUGCUGAGAAAUUACAGGGUCAACAUCAUUGCCAACAUCAACAACUGCCUGUCUUUCCGGACAUCCAUGGAGCAAAAGUGGCAAAUACCUCAAGAUUCCCCAAGCCACCUGCUGGACCCCCUGAGAGAGCUCAAGAGGCAUGGCUUUGACACCCUGCUCCAGAGCCUGUAUAUGGACCUGAAGCCACUAUUCAAGAAGUUCACGCAGACCCGCUGGGCGGCGCCUGGUGAGACCCUGGAGGAAAUCAUUGCUGUGGUGGGCUCCAGGCUGCCUGAGUUCUUGCAGCUGCAGGACUGUUUCCGGGAGGAGCUCAUGGAGGCCGUGCACCUGCACCUGGUUAAAGAGUACAUCAUCCGCCUCAGCAAGCGGCGCCUGGUCCUCAAGACAGCGGAGCAGCAGCAGCAGCUGGCAAAGCACAUCCUUGCCAACUCUGACGCCAUCCAGCACUUCUGCACUCAGAAUGGCUCAAUGGCAACCUGGCUGCACCCUGCCCUCCCCACACUUGCUGAGAUCAUUCGCCUGCAAGACCCCAGUGCCAUCAAGAUUGAAGUGGCCACGUAUGCCACCUGGUACCCUGACUUCAGCAAAGGCCACCUGAAUGCCAUCCUGGCCAUCAAGGGGAACCUAUCAAGCAGUGAAGUGAAGAGCAUCCGGAAUAUUCUGGACAUUAACACUGGAGUGCAGGAGCCCUCCAGGUCCCUAUUUUCACUUAUAAAGGUUGCUUAGCUUUUCCUGUUGUCUGACUUGUGAGUGAGCACCCAGCAAGCACCGGGCCCCACACCGUUUUGGGACAAUCACCGCUGUUGGUGGUGGCUGCCUCAGCUGGUUGCUGUUCAAUGGCAUGGCCCACGAUUCAUCCUGGGCCUCCUGCAUUCUGCUGCUGCCACCCAGACCUGUCUCUGGACCAGGACCUGGCAGCUGAGCUGGGGCAGACCCCGUUUGCUUAUGUGUCCAGUGGGACUGUGGAGAGCUGACGUGUGAGCAGGCAAAACACUUCUUGUCCAUGAUGGUUGAUCUUGAGCGCACUCUAAGGGGAGUGAGGGUCCAGAGGGUGUGGCCAUGGGGCAGGGGUCCUGGGCCUCUCUGGACCACCACCUCUCCUCCCACUGUCUGUGUUCAAACAGUCCUCCUUUGGGUGGCUGAUGUCCCUUCUAGCUCAUAGGUUCUAGCUCAUGUGUCUUGUUUCCUUCAGCGUGAGCUAGGCAGCAAGUCUAUUAGAACUGGAAGAGAAAGAAGGAAAAGUUAAACUCUUAUCUGGAGUUUGGAAGGGACCUGUGGGGUGCCAUGGUGAACCAGGGCAAAGCCAGCUUCAGCCGCACUCCCUCAGUGGCCUGUGACCCCACAGUGGCCUCUGGGCCUCAGCUGCGACCCUCCUCUGUACUCAGUCUCCCCCCCCCCCCCGGGGGGGUAGGGUUGUCCUCGGAGACCUUGGCAUCCAGCACACCUGGGCCCAGGGGUGGGGCAAGUUCUGUGUCAGUCUCCUGUUGGUGCUGAGCCACACGCUUCAGUGGGUUAGAACCGGAGCUUUUCUCAUGGUCUGUGAAUCCGCAAUAUGAUGCAGGGCUGACGCGGAGGUGUGGUUAGGGCCCACCCCUUUUGGAGGCCCUGGGGAGGUCUUGCCUCUGGCCCUUCCGCCUUUGAGGCAGUGAGGGCUGGCUGCGUCCCUCAGGUCGCUGAGGACCUCUGCUGCCCUCUUCUACUUCUAAGGAUCCUUCCCAUUACGUGGAGCCCAGCCGCCCUUCCAAGAUCUCCCUGUUUGAGGCUUAGCUGAUUAGCAACCUUAAUUCCAUCUGCAACUUUAAUUCCCAUUUGCCAUGUCACCCAACAGUCAGGCUCUGGGGAUUAGCAGUUGAAUCUUCUUGUGGGUCAUUAUCUUGUCCACUCCAGCCUCCAUCUAUCCCCCGCCCCGCAGGGCCUACACCAGGAAAACAGGAACUCAGUUUCCCCCUUAAGGCCUCUGCCACCCCACAGACCUUGCCUCUCUCUAGCCAUGAAAAGCCCCCCUCCGCGCUGACCCAGUAUGGACUGUGUCUUAGGGGUGGCUGGGCAUUGGCCUUCUGGGCGCACCCCCUUUCUCAGGUACUGCUUCACAAAACUCUGUGAGUGACACAGAAGGGCAUUUGUCUUUUUGAAGGAGUUAGCUUGUGUGGUGGUUUUUAUAUUGUUAAUAUAUUUUUAUAAUGUGACUUUUGUAUGUCUGUACUCAGGACAGGAUCUGUGGUUUUGUAGAUUUAUAUAAAGCUGAUUUCAAAAGUGA
This is a messenger RNA of Jaculus jaculus (lesser Egyptian jerboa), 3669 nucleotides long. It is a transcript of the gene Tnfaip2, whose product is annotated as TNF alpha induced protein 2. Gene Ontology annotation, biological process: exocytosis; exocyst localization. Bases 42 to 2138 code for a protein of 698 amino acids. Gene Ontology annotation, molecular function: SNARE binding. The transcript has 12 exons. The record is from RefSeq and is a predicted model, not a curated record. NCBI's taxonomy places the organism in Eukaryota, Metazoa, Chordata, Mammalia, Rodentia, Dipodidae. Gene Ontology annotation, cellular component: exocyst.